AUGUCCAAGGUCAGAUUCUUCCUCGAAAAGAGUAUCCCCGAACUUGAAGACCUCCAGAAGAAGGGGGUCUUCACCAAGAGUGAAAUCACCAUGCUUAUGCGUAAGCGUACCGACUUUGAACAGCGCAUCACGGGGCGUGGUGCUCGUCCUAGAGACUUCUUAAAGUACGUCGAAUGGGAGAAGAACGUUGAAAGACUUCGACUUAAACGUCUUGAACGGUUACACAUUGAACACGGGGGUCCCCUGGAGCACGCCAGCAUGCGUCGCCGUCUCUUUGUGCUUGAACGAGCGGUGAAUAAGUUUCCCGCCGAAAACGAUCUUUGGCUCACCUAUCUCGAUGUCGCUCGUGAGAAUGGUGCCAUCAAAGUCAUCUACGAAGUCUACUCUAAAUUGCUUCAACUUCAGCCGACAAAUAUCGAUGCCUGGCUUUCAGCGGCGAAGUUUGAAUUUGAAGAAAACUCCAACGCCCUGGGUGCGCGGCUGUUAUUCCAAAGAGGGCUCCGGCUCAAUAGUGAAUCGACCCGGUUGUGGUUGGCUUACUGUCAGUUUGAAUUGACCUACGUGGCUAAGCUCUUAGCCCGGCGGAAGUUGCUUGGUCUCACUAGUGAACAAGCCCAAGCUGCCGAUAUGGAACAAGAACGUAAGGAGAAGACUACCGAGGAAGAAUUACAGGCUGACGAGAUUGCUUUGCCUGACGACGACGAAAAGACGCUCACCCAAUUGCCUGAAGCUGACUUGAACAUGUUGGGUAACCCCGAUACCAACCCGGCGCUUAAGGGUGACGUCGCCCUUGCCAUCUUCGAUGCUGCCAUGACCACCCUCCCCAAACACACCAGAGAAACGCCAUUUUCCACUGCCAACAAGUUUUUGGCCAUCUUCGACAAGUUCGACCAGCGCAACUACUUAUACUCCCACGUCUUGGACGAACUCAAUCGUGAACACUCUGACGACGUACGCACGCAUUUACUCGAUAUCACUUUACCGAUUAGAACCGUGACCGUCGACAGCCCCGACUUCGCUGACCAAUUGCAAUUAUCUGUCAACAAGUUCUUAGCUUACAAAGCUCGUAAGCCCAAUCCCGAGCUCACUAAGCAGUUCUGCCAACAAUUGGAGGCUAAGUUCAUCACCGAAGAGAACACUAAGGUCAAUGAGAUUGUACGCAAGAUCAUCACUAAGGUGAAAGCAUAG
Messenger RNA from Diutina rugosa, 1188 nucleotides. RefSeq names its product snoRNA-binding rRNA-processing protein. The coding region runs from base 1 to 1188 and encodes 395 amino acids. Gene Ontology annotation, molecular function: snoRNA binding; protein binding. Lineage: Eukaryota; Fungi; Ascomycota; Pichiomycetes; Serinales; Debaryomycetaceae. Gene Ontology annotation, cellular component: Pwp2p-containing subcomplex of 90S preribosome; small-subunit processome. Gene Ontology annotation, biological process: maturation of SSU-rRNA from tricistronic rRNA transcript (SSU-rRNA, 5.8S rRNA, LSU-rRNA). The record is from RefSeq and is a predicted model, not a curated record. The transcript has a single exon.